Stegastes partitus (bicolor damselfish) is the source of this 1815-nucleotide messenger RNA. It is a transcript of the gene mims2, whose product is annotated as family with sequence similarity 210 member B. The record is from RefSeq and is a predicted model, not a curated record. Bases 152 to 1048 code for a protein of 298 amino acids. The transcript has 3 exons. NCBI's taxonomy places the organism in Eukaryota, Metazoa, Chordata, Actinopteri, Pomacentridae. Gene Ontology annotation, cellular component: mitochondrion.
UCGGUCAACAAGAGGACCGGAGGGACCGAGGAGGGCAUAGGGCAGCAUGUUUACACCUACUUACUGUCAUAAUUAGGUUCGACAAACCAUUUGCUCGCUUUACUCGAUUAUUUUUGGCCACACUGAGCUCGUCGGAGGGCCGUUGGCGAGAAUGUUGUUGUGUCGCACAGGCAGGCAGUCAGCAGCGGCUCUGGAUCACGCUUUCAAGUCGGGCUCGUUUCUGGUGCAAACAAACAGACCGAGGGACGUCACUCUGACAGCGCGCACGUUUCAGCGGUACCGGCUGUUGUGCACAUCUGUCGGUGGAGUCGAUCCAAGCCGUGCAUACCUGGAAAAACGGGAGCCGGCGCAGAACUGGGACGCGUCGUUUGGUUUUGUAACCACUGACUGGGGGCACUUAGACCGGGUGGCCACUGUGGCUGUGAAUCUCUCCAGAAGCGCGCAACGUGAAGGCGGUGAAUUUGAUACAAUCAGGCGGCAGCUCUCUUACGCAAAGAGGCGCCAUAACAGCAGAGGAGAGCCGGCGACGGGUAAUGUUUGGUCUACAGGUAGCUGGGAGGUUUCCAGGACCAUGCACACCAGAGCUUUAUCCACCAAGAGGAGCGACGAGGGACUGGCUGACAGCAACAAAGGGGAUGUGCAGACUUUGAAGGAGCCCUCUACUACCUCACCUACUGAGAAAAGCCCAGGAGACAUGGAGCCAGAAGGAGGAAAACCCACCAAGACACAGCAGCUCAAGAAAGUCUUCAAAGAGUAUGGAGCAGUGGGAGUUUCCUUUCACAUUGGGAUCUCCCUCAUGUCUCUGGGAAUGUUCUACCUCCUAAUAUCCAGUGGGAUUGAUAUGGCAGCCAUACUGUGCAAAGUGGGCUUCAGCGAGGCAGUGGUUCAGUCUAAAAUGGCAGCAGGAACCAGCACAUUCGUCCUGGCCUACGCCAUCCACAAGCUCUUCGCUCCUGUUCGCAUCAGCAUCACUCUGGUGUCUGUGCCUCUUAUUGUGCGUUACUUCAGAAAAACUGGACUCUUUAAACCGCCCACACCUACACCCUGAUGACCGUCUUCUACUCCUCUGCAGCCUCAUGAAGCCACAUACAUCCUGACUGGUCAUAAUUAAAAUGCCUGUACAUAUCCUUACUCAUCUGCUUUCUGCUAGAAACAUAAUUUCUUUUUACAUUUGUGAAUACAUGGGACAUUUCCCACAUUAGUUCCUGCUGUAACUGAAUCAAAUAUCUGAAACUGUGUUUCUGUGGGAUUCAAGUUUGAAGUAUUUAGCUCACCAAACACACGUGUAUUUGGGUCUGUGUCUUUAUUCCAAAAAAUAAAAAUAAAAAGCUGGAAUAGAUUAAAUAUUUAUUUACAAUCAGAGGAAUGAUCAGGGAUUUUAAGUUUUGGUCCUGAGCUCUUUCAGUAGACAGGUUUAUCUCCUUAUGCUGUGAGGGUUUCCCCAUGGGGAUAAGUGGGGAAAACGCUGAUCUCUCCUCCACUGUUCUCCGACAGCUGACUUGGCCAAGUUCUGGUGUUAUGUGAAUCAGCAGAAUAUUUAAUUUCUCUCUGUCUCCUGCCUCUCCACUCUUCUCUCUCUCUCUCUCUCUCUCUCUCUCUCUCUAUCCUGACUUCUUCUCCCCUAUCCAUUUCCUCUCCUUCAUUCUACUUCUUUUCUACCUUUUCCCUCAUGUUGCAAAUGUCACUAGCCAAGUAGUAACUGCAAGUAUGUUAAUCUUCGAGUGGAGCUGGUUUUAUUUUACCCCAAACUUUGAAUGAAGAAUGUUGAUUUUUGAGGUUUUCCUGAUUAAAUGGACUGUAUUUAACUAUUGAAAA